GACCGGUUUGGUGCUUUGGUUUUUUGUUUUUUUUUUUUUUUUUUUCAAAAUGGUACUGCUGCGCGUGAGCAACGGUUUUUGAUCCCUCCGCGCGCAGCGAGCCAAAGAGUCCCCCGUCCCCCCUGAAAUCUCUGCCGUUCGCCCGGGGCGGGGGGUGGGGGUGGGGCACGGGACGACUCUCACGAUCCGCUUUCCUUCCCUGCGCCCUUUGGCCGGGAUGCCCGGUGGGCUCGAGGGGUGGGCGAGAGGGGCGAAGGCGCGGAGGAAUACGCGGUGAGGCGGCCCGGUUUGAAUGCGGGAGGCGGGUACCUGUAAUUACAGGAGAGCAAAGGCUGACUAAAUGUUUCUUAAAAUAAAUCACUAACAAUGCACAGACAAUCUAAAAAUAUAAAUGCUCCCCUGGAAGUUAAAGAAAAUGAGAGUAGCUACACUAAAGAGAAGGAAGAGGCCUCUUUCCCUGAUCUGUCAAAAGACCAGAAGAUUUGCAAAGCAAUUAAAUCAAAAGUCACAAAGGCAUCCAAGAAGGAGAAUUUAAGUGAUGGGAACCAGGCGCAGUUGGAAAAAUGCACCCUGAAAUACACCAAAGGCCUCAAGAAGAAAUCGUACCACAAGGAGGAUGUUGUUAGCUGUCAGUUUACUGAAUGUUUUUUCAAUACACUAAAAGGGGAUAUGGUUGGUGAACGUACCUUGCCUUUGAACAGUAAGGAAAAUUUUUCAAGUAGACCUGUUUCUUUGCGGGCUGAAUGCUACUUGACACCUAAUAGAGAUGAAGCAGAAGAAAAAUCUGAUUGUGCCGUAUCAGAGAAACAGAGGAAAAAACCUGUUGAUUUUAGAACUGUAACAAUUGCUGAAUUUGGGAUUACUCAAGAAAAUUUUACUAAACAUUCUAUAGGGAAGUCUCCAACUUCAUUAAAAUAUAGACGAAGAUCAGCAAUUGGAGUACGGGGAUCACCAGAAAAUAACACCCUUAUUCAAUAUCUUGCCCAACAGAGAAGCAACAGGCAAAAAGCAGCUUUUACACAGGUUAGUCCUUUUAAACGUGAAAAUGUCAGGUUGUUGAAGGACAAGAUAGAUGUCUUUCAACAGUCCUUUCAAUCAGUACAAGAAGCUGAAGGGGAGACUGGCUUCUCUGGACAGUCACAAGUGGAUGAUGCUUCCCAGGAAGCAGGCUGUUCUCCAAACAAAGUACCCUAUACAAAAGAGCGGAACCUGGAUCAGUGGAGUGAAAAGUUCAUGUCAGACAACAGCAGAGCUGAUUUGCAAGAAAACUUAAGUCAAAAUUUGACCAACAGCAGUAAGUCUGAUACCAGGAUCUGCACCACCUUGUCUUUGUGCCAAGAUGCGGCUGUCACUGAACCUGCUGCUGCUGUUUCAAAGAAAUGGGUUUAUGAGCAACACAAUCCUAUUGAGUCGUUGGAGGCUGUUCUAAUUAGAGAUACCUUGGAAACAGGCCAUGAUUUCAGUUCUGACCACAUCACUAAAGAUGUUAGAAGUAAUGUUAUAUCAGAUCUAAGCAGAAAGAAAGUUAGUUUUGGAGAAGAACUGAGCCUGGAAAUAUUUGAUGAAAGCAAGCCACUUACCACACCACCUAUCACACCACUACAAACAGGAAAUACUUCAUUAAAUGAACAUACACAGAGUGGCUCCCAUCUGCGAUCUGUAUUGAAGAAAACACCAGUGAAGCUACUAAUGGAUAGCAUGAAGGAAUACUUGGACGAUGCAGUUGACGGAGGAGGAGGUGAAUCUCUCGCAAUCUCCAAUUGUGCAAAAAUCUUUGAAGCAUUGCAAACAGAGAAAACUGAAAUACAUAGCUCUGAAAAGCCAAAGAGGAAAAGAGUUACUUUUGGAGAAGUUCUAAGCCCAGAAAUAUUUGAUGAAACUUUGCCUGCAAAUACUCCAUUGCGCAAAGGAGCAACACCAGUCCGUCAUCCAGGAUUACAAAGUAAUAGCCCUUUUGCAAGGUCAAGUCUCAUUGAAGAACCAUUAUCCCAGCCGAACUUUGAUUGCAAUGAUGAAUGUCUUGAGCCUCUUCAAGAGUUAGUGGAGGGUCCUGUUGCUGCAGAAGACCUCUUACCUGUUGAAAAUGCAGAAGUAGCAGAAACUGACAAAUCUGACAUGAUAAAAACUCGUUCUUCUACUAAAAGGAAGUGUAGCACCAUUUCAGAGGGGACUGAUUUUAGCAUCUCAAGAGCCACAAAUACUAAGAAUGUUAAAGAUACUAAAAAUCCAAGAAAGAACAGGUUUCAAAAACAAAAGAAUAUAACCACAUCUGCUGCCAAAAAGACACCAAAAAUAAAACAUACAGGCUAUGGGAAAAGAAGAAAGAAAAAAGUAAAAAAAUCUUUAUAUGGGGAAAGAGAGUUGGCUUCUAAGAAACCUCUUCUCAGCCCUAUCCCUGAAAUUCCAGAGUUUUUCUCUUCUGCCUCAUCUCCAAACUCACCAAAGGCAAAUGUAUUUUUUUCAGAGGACAUAUUUUUAGAUGAUACCAAAUCCGGGAAUGCUCACAAGGAUGUUCAACAGAAGCCAGCAGUUGAAAGAAUGAGAGGGAGAAAUGUCUGUGCGGUUCAUAUGUAUUCAAGCUCUAAGGUCCUGGACAUUGCAGAAGCCAGCAGUUCCAAUAAUACAAUGUUUCAGGUGUCAGAUGGUGAUCUGAAGUCUGUUUCUGGCAUUGAUCAUAAGUUUUCAAACAUUGUGCCAGAUGCAAAGUGUGGUUUUGCUACAUCUGACCAUUUCCAACGAGGUAAAGAGACUGCAUGUGUAAAAGAGGCAAAAGAAAGUGGUUCCUUGAUAGAAAACGAGAAAUUACAAGGAAAUCUCCUAAAUAAGGCAGAGCGGCUAAGUGGGCUAGAAUUUCUGGAACAAGAGGACACUAGUGUACCUGAAGGUGCCCAAAGAACUCAGUGUCCACCGACAGAUUCUAUAAGAGGUAGUCCACCAAGGAGAAGAAGAAGUAGUAGUGCCAUCUAUUUUCCUCCUGUUGAAAAAUUGGAAAUAACUGGAAACGAUUUUCCAGUUUCUUCCUUUGAUGUGGAAGAAGUCUUAUCUGCUCCUCAGCUAAAAAAUGACUCCUUAGAGCCUUUUAGAAGAAAGAGCGGUGACAAUGGCGAAAGAAGAGUGAGGCGCAGCAUGAGAUUACAUAAAGAUGCAGAAAUUGAAGGACUUGCAUGGAUUCAAGUACCCAAUGAGAUUCCAAAGAACCCUCCCCUGCUAGCUUCUGCUUGCAAAACCAGGAGAACAAUAAGCACAUCCGUCCUUACAGAAUCUGAGAAUAUUCACCAUAGAGAACAAAAUCUCAUCCAGUUUUUAGCACCAGGGAAGGAGAACAAUGACUCUGUUAAUCCUGCUGAUGGUCCUUGCAAAAGAUGGAAGAGGAAAACCAUGUGUGUAUCCACACCUCAAGAAGCAACAACUUGGUCUCAAACCCGGAAAAGGAGCAUAACAAAUUCUGUAUAUAGGAAGGUCAGAAGGAACCCAAAACACUAUGAAGAAGUAGAAAUACCUCUUGAAAAUAACAUUUAGCGAGGUUUCAGCUACCUCUGAUUUUCUAAACUGAAGGUCAGUAUUAGAUUCUUAUGUUCUCUCCCUUAAGUGCUGUUUUCUUCUCUCUCCCACUUAUAUUGCCUUACUUAUUAUUUCCUUAUUAAUUUUCUGGAUAACUUAGAAGUGAUUUUCUUUAUCUUGAUGACUAAAAUGCUUGAAGGUCAGAACUGCGUGGAAGACCUAGCUUGGCUCAAAGCAUUGGUCUGGUAGACAGUCAUGGCAGGUAAUCAAGAGGAUAAAAAAUUUUUCUCUCAUGAUGAACUGAAUUUGCCAUCACCUCUUUAUUGUAGUCUACAUCCUUGCUUAUGUGUUUUCAUACUUUAGUGCUGUCUAUAGAACAAUAGCAAUUAAACACUGCUAAUACUAUAAAAAACUCGACAAAUAACCAAUUUUCUUUGCAACACCAGGUUCAGUCAUUUCAAGAAGGCAAAGACAAUUUUUCUGAGCUGAAAGGAUUGCUUCUAGGGGCUAGUGAAUUUUGUUGCAAGAUACAGCAGCAAGACAAGAUACAAAAUCUAAAUAAUGUUUAUGCAUGCAUUUGUAUGGAUGUUAUCACAGUCUGGGAUUUUCUUGUGUUUAGAUAAAUGUUUACAGUUGUGAUACCUGCACAUUAGUGUGGGAUUUUUGCCCUUGAAACUUAGUCAUGAUUGUUAGACUGGAUGUGUUUAUUUGACCAUCUUGCUAUACUUGCUCCGCUUGCAAAUGCACAAUCAAUAUAUGCAGUUGCUAAAUGGAGACAUGUCAGCAAACGUGUGACUCUCAGCUGUUUUAAGUAAAGAGGAACAAAUCUGAUAGUUCAAAAAUAUGGUCUGUGGUGACAAGUAACUUUUUACAUGAUUGGGAGUUGAUACUAAUCCAUAUUUUGCCAAUAGGGCUCUUUCAUUUUUUUGAAAGAGCAGAAUUCAAGCUUAAGAUUUUGUUAUAUUUUUGAAGUUUAAUUGAAGCAGAUAAAACGUGAAUUUGGUUUUAGUAGAUAAACCACGAUGUUGUAAAGUAUGCCCUUUCAGCUAGAAUUCCUUGAAGUGUUGAUGUUUCCCAUGUGCUUGAUCAUUCCUUAUAAAUUGCUUUUGAAAUCUGCAUGAAUUUUCUUCCAGAUUUCAAAAAUAUCCUAAAAACCCUCUUGAGAUUCUCUGCAAAUAAGGAAGAACUCACUUCUGGCUUGAAGGGGAGGAGUAGAAGGCGGGGAAGCUGUUACCAUCUUCUGAAAAGGCUUUGCUUUACCUUCUGGGCACGAGUGGGGGUAGAGUUCCUAUACAUAAGACUAAAUUUUGUGUUGGAAAGAGUUAAUGAAUUCUGCUUCUCUGCUGUGAAGGUUGGUCACUUAAAAAAAAAAAAGGCUUUUAAAUCUUUAUUGUAUAUAACAUUAAUUCUAAAAAAUUAAAUUGGCCAAGGAAAGUGAAACAUUCAUCAUAAAAUAAAGUUGUACUUCAUUUCUGGACAUUUCCAAUCUUUGGUGUGUGUAUACUAAAUACAGUGCAUAUUAUUCAGUAGUUGACCUGUCAUCUUACUGUUUUCAUUUUUCUAGUUUGAACAAUGUAAUAAAAAGUGAUGACUGUAGGUGGUCUACUUAAGUAUUUGCUGUUGCGUUCAUUUUUCAUACUGUUUGUUUCAGCCCUAGUCAAAUACCUGUGCCAGCUUGAAGGAAAUAGCUUUCUGUUGAAAAGGAUCUCUGCUGUGACCUUGUUUUUAACAUUAUUGAUGUGGAAUAAAAUACUUUAUGUACUUGGCUGCUUUUAUAAAGCUUAAAAGCAAACAGAACAGUUUUCAUUUUUAUGCAUGUUUUACUUUUCUCUACAGACAUCAUCAGUUUUUCCCAAGACAAGAACUCCUAAGGCAAUUUGAAAGGAACUUCACUACUUAAAUGCUGUUCAUCUUAUGCUGCUUUAGAAACAUUACUGAAGUUACCAGAACAGUUGACUUGAUGUUUUAUUUUGGGGUUUGCUUUUGUGUCACAAUGAAAAGUUUUAGAUUUGGAAACAGAAUGGCAAUAGUUACUUGGGUUGAAUCUUGUUGUGACAGCAGUGUGUUGGUUUACCAGGAGAGGGCAGUCUGACAUGAGUUUUUAUGGUUGUAACUGAAUUUGAAAAUAAUAUCAUAAUGUACAAAACCUUUGAAGAGAUACUAGCUAAGGUUAAAAUCUAAAACUCCUUAAGAUUAAAACUAAUAAUAGCUGCUACUGCUAGCAUUCAAAAAAAAGAUCAAACCAGCAACUGAUCUACGCACUGACAUUAAUCUGGAAAAAAUGAAAUGCUUAUGCACUGCAUUCAGAUAUGGCUUUCUAUAUGGAAAUCACAUUGCAUUUUUAAACACAGUAGAGUACUACAGUUGAGCUGAGAUGUUAGGGUUUGCCUAACAGCUUUUAGAUACCAAAUAUAGCAGUGAAUGAAACCUUUGAAGAUGGUAGGUAUUGGAUACUGAAUACCAGACAUGAAUAAUCAGGUCAAGUAAAGAGUUGUCCUGGAGGAAGAGGCAAUAAACUAGUAUGUAUGAUACUAGAGGGCUUAAUCUAAACUGCUGCCUAGAAUGUGCUUUUUGUCAUGUUGCUGUCCUAUGCAUCAGUCACAGCAGCACUAGAAGCGAAUUCUCCCUAGAGGUUUCUUGAGUGGAUAGGCUAAGUGCACUUUAGAUGUGAAGUGAAGCGUAAGUAAAGUCAGAAAUAGAAGAGCAAGGGUAAGGAGAAGAAAACAAAGCUUGGAUUUUCCUCCUGGCACAGCUUGGUUGAAAAGGGUUGUUAGGAAUUAUAUGUAGAUGCUUGAUGGCAGUUUGCAUGGCUUUCGUGAGGGUGAGGUUGGAACCUACAGAGAAGUGAAGAGGUUGCAAUUAACGGGGCUUAAUCUGGAGGGGACUUGAGAGGAGACAAGUCUUCUGCUAUGUGGAAGGUGGUUGUAAGUGGGGAUGUAAUAAUCUCCGUAUCUGUACUGAAUGGGACAAGAAAUAAUGUGUUUAAUUAGAGAAAAAUGUCUGUGUUAAACAUUAAGAAAAAGUGCCAGCAGCAGAGAUAGUUAAGCACGGGAAUACAUUACCUUGGGAAGUUGUGGAAUCUCCAUCAGUAGAGGCUUUUAGGAACAGAUUAAACAAAUAUCUGUCAGGAAUGACAUAUGAUCCUUCCUAGGGGUAAGGAUAGGGCCUGGAUGGCCUCUUGAGGUCUUUUCUGGCUGUGUUUUCUGAUUGCUAGAGAUUAGGGUUGCAAGAGGUGAUUUGGGACUUGCCUAAUAGUUAAGAGCUGAGAUAGAAUCUGUCAUGGAAUAGGGAGCCGGAGCAUUGCUAACACUGGGGGCUGUUUAGCAUGGGAAGGAACUGGGGAAUUUGGGAGAGAGCUCUUCAUGCAAGGCUAACAAAAUGGUCUUAGUACUUUCAGAUCUCAUGUGACUCGCUGCUCUUCUGCAGAAGAGUAUCUCUAUAGACUCCUGAAAUAGUGUAACCUACAACUUGGUGGCCGUGCUGUUAUGCAGGAAGUGUGAACAGCAGAGUGAACAAUGCUGUUCCAUUUUCAGAUUUGCUUUUCUGAAAUGGAGUUAACAUUAACCUUUGAAUGACCAGCAACUUUAUUAUCCCAAUUCAAUCAAAAGAAGAACUUUCUGAAGUGGUCUCUUGUCUUCAUUGCCGUGGGGGGGGUGUAGGAAUUAAAAUUAAGGUAUAUUGUGUGUGAAUGCAGAUGGGUCUCAAGAGUCAAGAUAUCUUGAGUUUGUGGUUCUAGUUUUCAGCUGUUAAUUGCAGCACUAUCUCCAAUAGAUUUUAAUGGUAUUCUGUCACAUUAGUUAGCUUAGUCACUCUAAUACAACCCACAGUUUUAUUUGCAACAAAGUCAGAAGUGUAAAGCUGAGUUGUGUUUCGGUUUGAUCUGUGAAGCAUCACUAGGCAGUAUGUUAGACUGGGCAGCUGGCUGGUGCAGUCUCCCAUUGUGAAGGCUAGCCUUUAUAGCCUUCAAUUUAAGUCACUGUUUUGACUUUUUUUUUUUUUUUGUGCAGUACUGAGCUCCAUGUCAGUCUGUGCAUUAUAGUGGCAUCUAAAUAAAUCUAUGGUGUUUGGCCACUCUCUUUCACCUCUCAUUUACUCUCCCUGCUCUUCUAAAGGGAGGCUUUUUCUUUCUUUAGAGGGUUGUUAUAAAGAUUACUUUGUGUUUAAAAGUACUUCACUAACGUUAAGUGCUGUAUUGUAUAGACUUUAAAUGGCUUCAAGUAUGGUAGUAGCUAACACUAAGCGUAUAUUGCUGAAUAAUUGCAUUUAGCAGAUUGCCAUGCAAUUAUCAUGCUCUGACUGACAUAGAGGACAAGUGGUGAGUCUUAGGAAGACUGAUUAUUUUGCCAAUCUGUAAUUAUGAUGUUGUUAAUAAGUAAGAGUAAUUAUGUAUCACUUCUGCUUGCACUAUCCUAUGAGGUGAAGUGUUGAUACAUUUUCAGAUAGCUCAGUAUCUGACAACUAGCAGUAAGGACUAUUUCACAGUUGGAAAGGUCUUUGCUUAAAUUUGCUUAAUGUUAAUGGGCUGAAGGUACAAAGAACAACAGUACUUAUACUUGAAUUCUUUAGGAAAUUUUAAAGGGAAAGUGUUAGUGUUUUCCAGGAAUUAUGCCAAUAUUUUGCCAUAAUUAAGAUGCACAUAAGUUACAAAAGUGGAGACGAUAUGACCAAGUUUUCUCACAUGUCAGUUAACAGAAGUAAAAGUUGCUCAACCUGACACUCAUGGUAAGCAGGGGAAAGAAAAUAACAAGAAUAGUAUAUGCUUUUUUUUUUUUUUUUACCUUUAAAAUAAUCAGUUGUAAAUUAAACUUCCUCUAGUUUACAGCUUAUAUUUCUAUACUUGCUUCUGACUAAUUGGGCAAUAGAAGGGGAUACUGAAACACCUAAAUGUGCAUAUUAAUUUCACUAUUGUGUGUUCAUCUAGUCUAGCUGCUGUUUAGAAAUGCACUAAAAUGUUUGUGCUCUACUCUUCCUCCUCCUCACUGAAUCCUCUAGCACUCUUAUAGUUUACUUAGACUUGGGAAGACUUUAGUGAUGAACUGAUCUAUGCACAAGGAAGCAAACAGAAAAGCAUUGUUAGAUCUAUGUACAAGGAAAUGAAGAGAGAAAAAAAAGCCAUUGAAGUAUGCCAAGUGUAGCUUAAGCACACAGGAACAGGAGUGGGCAGUGAAAGAAAUUUCAUUUUCAAGCUGCUAACAGGUAGGUAAGCAAAAGAAAUAAAUCUAAAAACAAACUGUAAGGUGUAGUUGGGUAUUCAGAUUGCACAUUUUUAAAAUUAGGAGGUAAACAGUGCAAAUCAAAAUGUUUUAACUUGAAAUAAAGUAAGGUCUAAUUUCACUGUGUCCCAGUGGAAAAGAUGAAGUUGUGCCUGUGACUUAUAGACAAGAAGGCUAAUGUAUUAGUUUUGUAAUUAAGUCCUGUAAAUUGUGCAUAACAGAGCAAUUAACUACUUUAACCAAGCUUUGGAGGGGAAAGAAGAAAAACCUGUGUGCACUGGGAAUGAGGGCAUGGAACAUAUUCCCUAACUCAAACCUGAAAAACCUGGUGUUAGUCUUGGGUUAUUUCCAGUGACCCCUUGACUCCCAUCUUCCUGCCCCCUGCACAGAUUUGGAACUGGUCAGCCAUUUUUGUUUUUGGAAGGGAGAGGAGACAGAUAUAAUGAAUGGCUUUUAUUGUGCAAUAUUUCAAAACCUUUUUGACUGCAUUCGGAUGGGAUGGAAAAUGUUCUACCCUGUGCUGCAGCCAAAAUAAACAAAAUAUAUUCCCUAAACCUGGAUGUGUGUUUCACUCAAACUGGCAGUAGUUAGAGCUCUACUCUUAAACAAGAAUUUAGUUUGACAAUUUUUAGGCCUUGUUCAGCUGAAUGUAAUGGCCAAAGAAAAUACUUGGAAAAAAAUUAAAUAAUACAUAUAUUUACAGCUUGCAGGUGGCAUUAAUUUUUGUGGUUCAUAGUAUUUAGUUUUAAGAAUCCGUGUUAGUUGGGCUAUAUUGUAGAUUUUUAAAAAAUAUUCUUAAUUGUCUUUUUUUUUUUUUAAAUUAGUUUUUUUUAUGAGAAUAGUCAUUCUGAAGGAAAAUACAUUUUAUGUAGCUCCCUGAUGGGUGAUAAAUAGUUGUGAUUCAAGGCUUUAAAAGUUUAGGGUCUACCAAGAAACUGAAAAUUCUACAAACAUAAGACCCAGCAAACUAGCAGUAAAACCUCAUGACAGAAGCCUGCUAUGGACUGGCUUCCAACUCCACUAAAGUUUAUUUUAAAUACCCUCUUUAUGGUGCAGGCUUACUGCUGGUUUUUUAGCAUUGCCAAUCAGUUCAGUGAAGACCUUGCACUGUGUAACUGAGAUAAUUCAUGUUGUGCAACAUGUUUUAUAGUCUGAACAACCAUAUUUAUUAUUAAUAAUAGUAACUUUUAAUUUAGUCACCGAUGCCCAGAGGCGUCCAACUAUUUUAACAAUGAAGGACUAAGACUAAAUUAUCAAAGCAGACACCACGCCUGGACAACCCCCACCCUGCAAACAAAUCUUAUUCUUCACAAUCCCAACCUACAAGUAAAAAUCCCUUUGAACAAAUAACAUGCAAAACUCUUUAAGUAGAUAAAUGAGCAUCAUAUUUUUUAAAUCAUUGUGAUUAAAUCAUUAAAGAUUACAAACAAGGUAUCUCAAAGUCUGAAGAGAAGUUGCAAGAAGAAAUAGUGAUCAUUGCUUGAAAGCCCUAAUGAUGUAGUAAACUAAACAAGCUAGGAAUCAGAAAAUAGGGAGCUUUUUUCCCUCUGUGGUAUGGGUUUGGUUUUGUGCUGUUCUUGAAUUAAGUUGUUUCUCAGUUUCCUUGCUCUUUGUCUUUAUUUGCCAGCACUUGUAACAUCAGGGUGAAAAAUAUGGAUCUAAUAUCACCAUUUAUUAAAUCAACUGAGUUAUACUGAAGAUAUUUUUGAAGCCAUGCUUCACUCUGUCAUAAAUAACCAGCCUUUGUCAUACAAAUGUUUGGACAAACAAAUGCACUUAGGUCCAUGUUCGGAAGGAAGAUACUCUUUUUCGAGAGGAAUGUUUUCCCUGGAGCAUUACAUCAUGAAUUGGUUCAGUUCUUGGAGUAAGAAAUUGGACCAAAUGGUGGAGAAGGUCUCCAGGGGAAACAUACUUACGCUGUUAAGUAUUCCCACCAGAAAGCUUAGAAACCGCUUACAUAUUACCAUUCUGUCCACAUUUAGCCUUUCACCUUACUGCAGCUGAACAGAGGGAACAGGGGGGUGGUUAGACUUUUUUAAGGAAACUUGAACCUUCUUUGUUUUUGUCAUUACAUUUUCCCCCGCUCUUAUUGUAUCUUGUGAACUGAACUCUGGUAAUGGAAUGUCUCAUUUUUGACAGUAAUGCUGCAUAAAGAUGCAUUUGUUUUGUAUGCAAACUGUUAAUGAAACCUUAAUUAUGAAACCUUCCUUGGAAACUCUGAAUUUUGGGGGUUUUUGAGGAUUAAAAUGAGAGGAACCUCUGAGAAGACCAGAGGAUGGGAGGGAUUUGGGUGGAUUAAUGGGACAGCAGCCAUAUGAACAAUGUCUGAGCUGUAACAGUAUUGUGUUUCCUCUUGUGUAUGGACUGGUUCCCCAUCAAAGAUGGAGGCACUUGAUAUGGUUUCCUAUAUCAAAUGAAAACCUCAGAACAAGGAAUAAUAUACUCCUUUAAAUUUAGUAGUGCAGAUCAACAGAUUUUUUUUUUUUUAAUAUGGUAGAAUUAUUCUUUGAAAGCUGAUAAGCUUGCGAUUUCACAAAGGUCCACAUUUUGUUUUGUAGACAGUUAAGGACCUAAAAACAUAUUCCAGGUGCAAGUUGGAUUUGGAAAGUUUUGAAUUGUUCAUCUUGAGGUCACACAAUUACCUUACAGGAUAUAGAUGAAAAUAAAUACCAAUGUAAUAAAACUCAGAAGAAUAACUUUCUGGACAAACAUGUCCCAGCAUGGGACACUUAGUGGUUCAUGAGUGGCUUGAAUUGGACCAUGGAGCUGAAUUAGAAAGGAGCCUCCUGUGAUACUUCUGAGUCGUGCUCCCAUCAGUAUUUUGGACAAACCAUGUUCUACUGCUCCAGGUUUGUUUGAUGGGCAAAGUGAGGAUUUUUGUAUCCCAAAUCUUUUGUUUGGCACCUUCAAACACUCCUUAGAAAAACAGAAACAAGCAAAAGCUUAACUGAAUUUGUUUUUCUCACUCAAAGGGUUUGAUAUGCCACAACCGUAAGAGGCUGAAGAGAAGGUCAAGCCCUACAGCUGCUUUCUCUAUUCCUAUUUGAUAUCUAAUCUUUGUAAAAGGUGAGGUUUUGUAAAAGAAAAAAAUCACAGGCAGACUUUAACUGUUCAUAACAAGAAGGACCAUUAAGCUGGCCCAGCUGCUGAGGGACUGGCACUGUAAUUGGUGACUGGAAAUUGGCACAGGAUUGUAAAAGACUUCUGCCAAAACAUAUUUAAAUUAUGUAAUCAUAUUAAAUACACACUAAUUACACUGUGCAUAUUAUUGCUACAUUCAGGUUAUGAAAUCAUUCAAUAACGAAGUGUAUAGUAGAUAAUGCAAGAUUGUAAGAAGAGAGAGACUGUUCUGAAGCAUACUGAAAUCAGUGGAAAUACUCAUGUUGGCUGUAGUGGGUUCUAGAUGAGAGCAUGUAAAUGGUACUACAUUAUUCCACUAGGGGAAAAAGGCAUGACUCUAAGAUCAGCGCUAGGACCUGUUAUCCAGAACCCUGAUGCAACCAGCUCUUUAGAUGUUUCAUUUCUGCCAUAGAACAAACGCAGCAAAGUCGAUAACAGUGCAGACUUCUGACACUGGCAAUUCCCAGUGCUUCUGAAGCCUCUAAUGCAGCAGAUGGGCUGCUUGGUCUGCAAUACUUACGCCAUCUUCAGAGCAAGUGACAAGUCAUGUUAGUGUUCUUUAUUGUUGGUGCUUCUCUGAAAAUAAAGCUCAGUCACCUGCACAGCAUAACCAGCUAUGAGGCUGGACCAGAACUUCUACCAGACUUCCCUGUAUACUCCAUGCAA
Molecule: messenger RNA, 12500 nt
Organism: Aquila chrysaetos chrysaetos
Lineage: Eukaryota; Metazoa; Chordata; Aves; Accipitriformes; Accipitridae
Gene: CDCA2
Product: cell division cycle associated 2
Exons: 16
Coding region: 367-3519 (1050 amino acids)
Biological process (GO): regulation of chromosome segregation; regulation of mitotic nuclear division
Cellular component (GO): nucleus; chromosome
Source: RefSeq, a predicted model, not a curated record